Messenger RNA from Trichomonas vaginalis G3, 861 nucleotides. Its product is annotated as protein of unknown function, DUF4106 family. Lineage: Eukaryota; Parabasalia; Trichomonadida; Trichomonadidae. The record is from RefSeq and is a predicted model, not a curated record. The annotation marks the transcript as partial. The transcript has a single exon.
AUGCUUAAAGAAGAGUGUGGUUUCCCAGAUACUGUUGACUUUAGUGACAGAUAUAAAGAAGCUAUUGGAAAGUUCAAGGAUGGAAAUACUGACCCGAACCUAUUUAGCUUUAUGGCUCAGCACCAAAACGGAUAUAAUCUCAAACCUGGAAAAUACAAGCUCGCUAAGGGAUAUGAUUUAAUAGCAUAUCAUCCAAAUGACAUGGAUGAAUUUACUCCGAGAUAUUUGAUGUCAGAGCUAAAUGACAAUUCAACUUUCGUCAUGAAACGCGUAAAAAAUAGAGACGGAACGAAAGAACAAAAGCUUAUGAAUGCGGAUGACGUAGAUAGGGAAAUUGUUGAAAACGGUCUCGGAAUAUAUGAAAUGCCAGCAGAUGAGGUACAAGAAACUCCACAGGAAGAAGUUCAGAUACAACCAGACAUGGAAGAAAUAGUUCAGCAACAACAGCUAGAAGAGCCUGAAGGAAACGAACAAGUCACUCCUUUGGAAACUAACUUCACAGAACUAGAUGAAGAUUUGGAACAGCCGAAAAAUCUUGACCCUCAACAAGAGUAUGAGGUGAAUAUGGAAUCUUUCCAAGAGUCUAAGAAAGAUUCGGCUGACAUAGUAGAAGAAUAUCGAAAAAUGUUUGCCGACAUACAAAAGACUCCAACACCAGAUGAAAAUAUUCAGCAUAGAAUGAAAGUACUGAAAGAAAAUGUACACAAAUACAACAACCCUUUUUACUUACGAGCAUUUAACGUUCAAUCUUCGGAUGAACUCGGUGAAAAUAAAAGGUUAAAUUUCAAGAAAACAUAUAGAAAUGAAACAUUGUUUAAAGUUCAUUCAGAACCUAACCAAGAUGGAAACAAACCUACUUUU